This is a messenger RNA of Plasmodium yoelii, 654 nucleotides long. RefSeq names its product conserved Plasmodium protein, unknown function. Lineage: Eukaryota; Apicomplexa; Aconoidasida; Haemosporida; Plasmodiidae. The record is from RefSeq and is a predicted model, not a curated record. The transcript has a single exon. The coding region runs from base 1 to 654 and encodes 217 amino acids.
AUGAAUAUUUUAAAAUUCCAAUUCCUAUUCAUAUGCAUUAUAUUCUUGGUUAAUCAUAAAUAUGGCUAUUCAUAUAACACAUAUAAAAUUAAAGAAAAUGAAUCAACAUUGAAAAGUUAUAUCCCAAAAGAGGAUAUUGACACAAGUAAUAUAAAUUAUUUAAAAGUAAAACAUGAAAAAAAUAAUUUAAAAAACAAGAGAUAUAAUAAUAGGUUAUAUAAUACUUUAUAUCCUACUGAAGAAAAUAAGGAUUAUGAUUUUUUUAAUGAUCACAAUACAAACACACAUAAAAGUGAACAAAAUUCAAAACAUGAAAUUCCAAAAUCGUAUGAUCAUAAUGCGGAUAACUCUAUGAAUCAAAUUGCUGACGAUGUAACUAAAGAUGAAGUAAAUGAUGUGGACAAUUUUGCCACAACCCAAACUGAUAAGGAAGCCCAGAAUCAAAGUAAAAAAGGCGUUUUUGAAAUAUUCGGAAAUAACGAAAAAGUUAAAAGCGAAUCAAAGUUUGGGAUAUUUAACUAUUUAAAAAGUUAUUUUGAAAAAUCACCAUUUAUAAAAAAUUUUUACAAUUUCGUUGAAAUGUUUUUUAAUAAAUAUGAUCAACGUGUGUUAGAAUCAACCACAUUUUUUAAUUUUGAUGAAAUCUUAUUUUAA